Messenger RNA from Andrographis paniculata, 3020 nucleotides. Its product is annotated as extra-large guanine nucleotide-binding protein 3-like. Lineage: Eukaryota; Viridiplantae; Streptophyta; Magnoliopsida; Lamiales; Acanthaceae. The transcript is spliced from 8 exons. Bases 95 to 2536 code for a protein of 813 amino acids. Gene Ontology annotation, molecular function: G protein-coupled receptor binding; GTPase activity; G-protein beta/gamma-subunit complex binding. The record is from RefSeq and is a predicted model, not a curated record. Gene Ontology annotation, biological process: adenylate cyclase-modulating G protein-coupled receptor signaling pathway. Gene Ontology annotation, cellular component: heterotrimeric G-protein complex.
ACUUCGCUCCCCCUGCGUAACGCUCGCAGAGACAUAAUUCUCACACGUUAUUCGCCUUCUCUUUCCGUUGCUUCCACCUCUUCCUUCUGCACCCAUGGCUGCAGCUGCUGGCGAGUCCAAGGGCCCCAAUCCCUGGGAGGAAUUGCUGCGGAAAAUGCUGCCGGAAGGCGCUCCGUUGCCCGACGAGGAUCAGCUCGACUACUCCAUAUCCGUCGAUUACAUAGGCCCUUCUUCGGUUUCACGGCCGCCGACCAAUCCCAUGAUUCCAAAAACUUGUUUCAGUGCCUCUUCCAAACGUGUCCCCUCACUCAGUCCCAAGAAUUCCUCAUGGAUUAAGUCCCGCUCCAGCACCGACCCAACGAUUUCGGAGAACAAAAGGAACAGCGCCAGCUCCAUCGCUUUUGAUAUAGUGACCGAUGAUAUUAGCGACGACAGUGAAGCUGAAGCUGAGACUGUAGGUGAUCGCGACGAGUCGAACUUUUCGGACGGGAGUGAAAGUGAUGCGGAACGUGAGGUAUGCUUUCAACUUCCGCACUGUGGUUGGCACAAAGGAAGUAGUGUGUGUAUAAGAUGCGGGAAGAAGAGGGGUUUGUUAGGUCUACGAGAAGCCUGCCUCGUGUGUGGCGCGGAGUAUUGCAUGAAAUGCGUGUUGAAGGGGAUGGGUUCGAUGCCUGAGGGAAGGAAGUGCGUCGGGUGCAUCGGCAUGCCCGUUGAUGAAGCGCGCAGGGGAAGGUUGGGAAAAGGUUCGAGAGUGCUGGCGAGGCUAUGGAGUCAGUCUCAGGUGAAGGAAAUCUUGAGGGUGGAGAGAGUGUGCAGAGCCAAUCAGAUGAGGGCAGUCCAGUUAAUUGUGAACGGGAGGGAACUGAAGGAAAAGGAAUUGGAGGAAUUGUUGGAUUGUACAUUUCCUCCUAGGGAUUUGAAGCCGGGAAGAUAUUGGUAUGACAAGGAUUCUGGACUUUGGGGCAAGGAGGGGGCCAAGCCUGAUACCAUGAUCACUUCAAAAUUGGCGGUGGGAGGGAAGCUGCGAGUAGAUGCAAGCUGUGGAAAUACCAGAGUUUACAUGAAUGGCCGUGAGAUCACAAAGUUUGAGCUCAGAGUGUUGAAGAUGGCCAAUGUUGAAUGUACCCCUGGUACCCGUUUUUGGCUCUAUGAGGAUGGAUCUUAUGAGGAAGAAGGACAAAAUAACAUUAAAGGACAUAUAUGGGAAAAGGUCUCCACUCGUUUGCUUUGUUCCUUGUUUUCAUUGCCCAUACCACGUGAAACUUCACAAGGUUUAAAGGAAGAUACUGCUUGCAUUACAUCAGCAAUGUUCCAUGAAUGCUUGGAGAAGCACAGGGUCCAGACACUUCUUCUUCUUGGAUUAGAAGACUCUGGGACAAGUACUAUCUUCAAACAGGCCAAGUUCAUAUACACAAAUAAGUUCACCACUCAAGAAUUGCAGAGAAUUAAGCUCACAAUUCAAAGGAACAUCAUUAGAUAUCUAUCCAUAUUACUCAACAGGUUGGAUUGUCUUCAAGAUACGGCUCCAUUAAAGAAAGAAUUUAUUUGUCUUGCUUCUGGCAGGUCUAUUCCAGGUGAAUUGAAAUGUGAUGGAAGCGAGCAACUCAUCUAUUCUCUUAAUCAGAAAAUCAUUACUUUCUGUGAUUGGUUAUUGGAUGUAUUAACUACUGGAAAUGUAGAGACCAUCUUCCCUGCUGCUGCAAGUGAAUAUGCAGCUGUCAUUUUUGAAAUUUGGAGCAAUCCUGUCAUACAGGAAAUCUACAGUACAAUGGAGGAGUUACACCAUAUUUCGGAUGCUGCUAAAUAUUUCCUAGACCGGGUCAUUGAGAUCUCGAGCUCUGAAUAUGAACCUUCUGAGAACGACAUAUUACUUGCUGAAGGCAUAUACCCCAAAAAUGGUCUUGCAUGCAUUGAAUUCUCAUUAGAUAGUUGCAGUUCAAUGUCCAAGAUAUACAAAGAACUGAAUUUGUCUAAGAAUUCCUAUCCAGAACGGUACAAAUUGCUAAGGUUGGGCUCCAAAGGUGGCUUCAAAUGGUUAGAAAUGUUUGGCGGGAUGGGUGCUGUGGUCUUCUGUGUUGCUUUAAGUGACUAUGAUGAGGUCACUACAUGUCUUGCAGAAAACAAAAUGCUGGAAAGCCGAGAUUACUUUGAGAAUGUUGUGCGAAAUUCUUGCUUUGAUAGCUCUCCCGUUCUUCUGUUAUUGACCAAAUACGAUAUAUUCGAGGAGAAAGUUAGGCAAGUCCGCUUAACUGUUUGUGAGUGGUUUAGGGAUUUCGAUCCAUGCCCUUGCGCUUCAAAAUCUCAUAACAAAUUACACAGCUCCUCCUCCUCCUCUUCCCUGGCGCAGCAGGCAUUUCAUUACAUUGCCAUGAAGUUCAAGGAGCUGUACAGCUCCAUCACAGGGAGAAAGCUGUAUGUUUACCCGGUCCGAGGGCGUGAAAGAGGAUCAGUAGAUGAAAUGUUUAGGUACCUGAGGGAGAUUCUAAUGUGGGAUGAACAUGGAGACAUUUAUAACAUGACUGAAGAAUCAGAUUGAUUCGGUGUUCUGUUGCGCAAAUUAAAGGAGUUAACAUUUCCAGGAACAAGGCCUCUUCUGCCAAAUACAAAGUGAGCUUCAGAUCUACAUCUACCUUCUUUAUUUAUAUUCUCUUGGAUUCCCUAACUGUGUUAUUGUUCAGUCAUUUGAACAGAGAAAUUUCCUGUCAUAUAGAGAAAAGCAGAAUAGGUUUGUUCCAAAUUGAAUUCAGUAGUUGAUUAGAUAUCUCAUCAAUGGUAAUAAUUAAUCAGUUAAACUAAGCAUCCUCUAGAGGUCUUAAUUUACACUAUAGUAGUACUUGAGAAUCAAGUUAUAGUUGAGUUGGUUUGUCUCAUUGCACGACAGAGAGAGACCUGGAGGUAAGAAAGCAAAUCAAGGUCUGCUAAAAUGCAUGCAUAUAUAGUGGGAAAGCACUGUGAAUGCAUUUACUGCAACUUAUAUUGUAUGUUUAGAUUUUAUACAAUCAGCUCUUGUCUCAUCAAUC